Molecule: messenger RNA, 2725 nt
Organism: Amphiprion ocellaris (clown anemonefish)
Lineage: Eukaryota; Metazoa; Chordata; Actinopteri; Pomacentridae
Gene: tnfaip2a
Product: tumor necrosis factor, alpha-induced protein 2a
Exons: 13
Coding region: 104-2062 (652 amino acids)
Biological process (GO): exocyst localization; exocytosis
Cellular component (GO): exocyst
Molecular function (GO): SNARE binding
Source: RefSeq, a predicted model, not a curated record
GGAGGCAGAGGAAAAGAUGCUCUAAUACUGAGUGGUCUCUGCAGCAGCAAGGACUGUAUCGACUGGUCUCUGACUCUGGUUGAUCUGGAUUGCAGGCCUGACAAUGUGGGGCUGCUUUCUGGCUUACAGGUGUCAGCAGAGGACGAGAGCAGGAGGCACCGAGGAGGACCAAGGAGGAGCCAGGAGGAGACUGCCCAAACUGAAGAUCCCUGCAAAGAUCUGGAAGAACCGCAAACAGCAGAACAACAAUAAAGACAAUGAGGUGGACUGUGUGGAGGAGGUGCAGCAGGAGGUGCAGCAGGAGAAGGAGGAACAGCUGGAGGACAUCAGCAGGAGGCUGAUCAUCAGGGAGGAGGAGCUCUUCAGUCAGGACUCCCCCAGUGAGGAGGAGGAGGACCAGCUGCAGAAAGACUUUGAGGAUCUGAGACUCCAGAUAUGUAUGGCCAUCCACAACACCUUCACCCCAUCCUCCUCCACCGAACAUCUGGAGGUCCUGAGGAGCGCCGUGGCCUCCAUCCAGCAGCAGGAGGUGCAGGACAGGCGUUGGGUAGACUGCUCACAAGACCAAGUCCCUCGGUGGCGUCCUCAGAAGUGUCUCAGUACUCACAACAUCCUGCUGCAGAACAUGGUGGAGUCCAGACUGACGAAGGUUGCAGAGGACGACUCGAGUGGAGGCGAUAAACUGUCCUCAGCUGUGAAGAGGCAGGUAUGUCGAAUGGGGAAGUGUGUGAAGGAGGACCUGCUGUCGGUGGUGAGGACCAUCAAGGACUGUUACCCUCCACAGAUGGACAUCCUGAAUGUCUACGCUGGCCUCUACCAUCGAAGUUUCUCUGCUCGGCUGACUGAACUCGCUGCCUCUGGACUGGAAACAGAAGACUGCAGCUACCUACUGUUCUGGGUCAACCACUACUAUCCACAUGAAAUUCUGAAACAUGAAGAACUGGAUGGACAGAUAAAGACGGCCUGUCUGGGUUCUCUGCUGCUGAAGGGUGACCUGAACCGGCUGGAGGAGCAGUACCUGGUCCACAAAGAGGACAAGGUGAAGCUGUGGCUGAACACGGCUCUGAAGAAGGAAGAGGAGAGCUGGCUGAACGGCAGAACACCUGAACUCAUCGACUGUUACUACUUCAGUCCGCUGGCUGUUGACGUCAUACAGGUGACUGACAGCAGCCUGACAGAGUUCAACUGUGCCAUCAAAGACCAGAGCAAAACUAAGAGGCUCACAGUUCACCUGGAGAACUUCCUCUGCAGCUAUAAGAAGUGUGUGGAGGAGUUUGUUAAGGGAAACCACAGUAAUGUCCGCCCAGUGAUCAAAGCUCAGCUGGUCUGUGAGCAGCAGCUCAGGGAUUACAUCACAGGUCAAACAGAACGUCUGUCUGAGGAGCAGAGAUGCCGCUGCCUGGGCAUUCUGUCUGCCCUGAGGGAUUGUGGGUACAGUUGUUUCACCUUGCCUCUUAAGGUCCACCUGAAGGUGUGUUUGAGUCAGCUGUGGACGUCGACCUGGGUGGACGGCACACUUCCAGUCGUCGAUUCUCUGCUGGACUCUCUGAACCAACAACUGGCUGACCUGAUCGACCUGAAGCCAGACUGCAGACAGUCCCUGCUGUAUGUCCUCCAUCAGGACGUGGUCCUUCAGUAUGUGAAGAGGAUGUUACAGAGCAGGAUGAAGAGCAAAGAGCAGCAAAUGGCCGGAGCUCAGCGGAUGAUUGAAGACUCUCAGAAGAUCGACAGCUUCUUCACAGAGGAGGGCUGCAACGAGGACUCAUGGCUUGGUGUGAUGCUCUGCCGCCUCGCUGAGAUUAUCCGUCUGCAGGAUCCUGCAAGUGUUCACCUGGAGCUCAUCAGUCUGGUCCAGAGCUUCCCUGACCUCAGUGACAUUCACAUUUUGGCGCUGCUGUCUCUGAAAACUGGCCUUUCAGCUGCUAACGUUCGCUCUAUCAGGAAAAGCGUGGAGGAGAACCGUCUUCUCGUUGCCUCCACUAAUCACAGUCCUCCGUUCUUCUCCAAAGUGAAAGUCAAAUGGAUCAAUAAAAAAAUCAAUCAGAUGGGUCUUAAAACCUAAAUGAUUUAAGUACUUUAGCAACUUAGCGUGUCAAUGACUGAGCAUGUUAGCAAAGUCACUCUGCAUUCAGUUAGUGCACAGUGUUUUACUGUGUGUGAUUCUUCUAUCUGCCACAUUGUGUUACUGCUUUAUGAUGGUACUAAAAUAUAGUCAUUUUAUGAAACAUGUUGCUGUGGUUACAGGUGGUCUUAUUGAAGGAUAGACAACAUAGUAAACCUUUAUUAAAAUGCUUAAAUCUCAUACAAAGACCUCUGCACUCAAUGUCAGAUCCAGUCUGGUGUUCCUCAGGGUUCAGGCCUGGAUCCUCUGUUGUUUACAUUGCCCAUGCUUUUUCAUUGAGAAACUAUUAAUAUCAAUGAUGAAAAUGAGGUUAAACUUUUAUGCUGAAACCAUGUGUGUAACUUCAUUGGCUAACUCAUUUCUAUAGCUUUCUGUGAAAUGUUUUUUUCUGUGGAACAAAAUACAUGAUACAUAAACUCAAAGUGAAGGAUAAAAGACAGUGGCAGAUUGUUAAAAAGUUAGACAUAUAUUAUGUCAAAGAGUAAAACACAAUUGUGUAAUGAACCUGACAGUUAGUGUGUUGGAGAAAUUGGCUGUAAUCAGUGAGUCACCUGAUUGAUCUCUGAUACCAAACUCAGUUCAAUAAAUAUUGGCUUCAGUGGA